AUGCAGCUCUCCACUGUCUUUGCUGCCGCCAUGGCUCUGAUGAUGCCCGCCGCGGUCUUUGGCCAGAACAUCGGAGACCCAGUCACCACCAGCGUCCUGGUCGUCGAGUACGUUCCAGCCGUCUCGACCUCGACUGUGUACCAGACCACCCAGUUCACCGUCUGGAGCUGUGCACCCGACGUUCCCAACUGCCCAGCUCGUUCAGCCACGUCCCUCGCUCUGGUUACGGCUGUCGUCGGCAUGUCCACCACCAUCUGCCCAGUCACCUUCGUCAGCACUCGUGUCAGUUCCUACACUACACCUGCUACCACCAGCUACGCAUCGUCCUCGCCUGGUGCCACUGUCAGCUCGGCCUCUGCCAUCUCGACCACCUACUCGACUGGCAGCUCCACCGUGACCAUCGGCUCGUCCUACUCUCAGAGCUGGAGCUACUGGUCAACCAUCAGCUACAGUGCCUCAUCCACCGAGUCCAUUGUCACCACUCAGACCACGCUCUACUCUGGCGGUCCUUCUCUCCCAACUGGCUGGACCAUCACCCCAACCUCAUCCGGGUCUGCUGGCUCGGGUCUGGCAUCGGCAUCUGCAUCGACUGGCUCAUCUGCUUCGGCUUCGGCUUCAGCAUCAGCAUCAUCCAUUUCAUCGGCUCCAGCAUCAGCAUCAUCCACUUCGUCGGCUUCAGCAUCAGCAUCCGUCUUUAACUCAGCAGGAGCAUCGUCGUCAUCGUCGGCAGCCUCUUCGGCAGGCGUCAUCACAGCUUCUGCCAGUGCCGUCAUCACCACCAGCGUUGCUGCCAACGGUAGCUCGUACACCAUCUCGUACUCGCCAUUGGGCACCGGCAGCCUCAGCUCGGUCAUCAGCGGUUCGGGAUCCACCAACAACAUCUCCGUUCCAUCAGGCCCAGCUGGCUCCGGUCCAUUGCCCACCUACACUGGUAUGGCAGGUCGUGAGAAUGUCAUGACUGCCUUGUCUGCUCUUGCCUUGGGCAUGGUGGCAGCUCUGGUCUUGGUUUGA
Molecule: messenger RNA, 1011 nt
Organism: Aureobasidium namibiae CBS 147.97
Lineage: Eukaryota; Fungi; Ascomycota; Dothideomycetes; Dothideales; Saccotheciaceae
Exons: 1
Coding region: 1-1011 (336 amino acids)
Source: RefSeq, a predicted model, not a curated record